CCCCGGCGGGCGUUUGGCGGGAGAAUUCCAAAACGGGAAGGAGGAGAGCGCGCGCCCAAGAUGUGCAGUGACUGUGUUGUGUAGUUGCCCCGCGUUGGGAACAUCAACACCUGUCAUGGCUUCAAAACGGAAAUUGUUCAAACCUCAUGUCAACAGUGAAAAUCUGAUAGAAGAAUUACCAAAAACAAAAAGGCCUCGAAUCUCUGGAAAGAAAAAGUCUGUUUUACAAGAUAAUGAUAUAGAAAACAAUAAUGCUUUUGGGCAUCUCCUUAAGACUGCAGGGAUUACAUUGAAAGCAGGAGAAAAACAGAACGAAAUAGCUGUAGAUGGAGCAAUUUUCCAGAAAAAGUUGCAUCAAGCCUUAAGAAAACACCCUUCUCAUCCACAGAUUGUUGCAGAAUUCAUCAGUGGCUUGGAAUCCCACAUUGAAAACAGAGAUCAAUUUAGGAAUUGUCUUCUACCAUGCAUACCUGCACAAAAUCAAGAAACAAAUGAUGCAGUGCAUUCAUACUGUGAAAGCCUCAUUAAACUGCUUCUUGGUAUUGAGCUAUUGCAGCCUGCUGUGAUAAAAUUAUUAUUUGAAAAGCUCCCUGAAUUUUUUCAGGAAAGCGUUGGAAGUGAUGGAUUAAAUUUGCCUCGGCUGAUUGUCAAUCAAUUAAAAUGGCUUGACAGGAUAGUUGAUAACAAGGAUCUUGUUUCAAUGAUCACGCAGAUGGUUUAUGUUUCACCUCCAUCAAUCCAACAUGAUAUCAUUACAAGUCUGCCAGAAAUUCUGGAAGAUUCCCAGCAUAGUGAAAUUGCCAAGCAACUUAGUUCUUUGUUAAAGGAGAACAUUGGGCUCACAGUUCCAGUCCUGGAUGCGCUUUCCUGUUUGAAUCUUGAUAUAGAACUUCUCUCUGAGAUACGCCAAUCUGUCAUGAUUUCAGUGUCUGCUGUAAAAGUGGAAGAUUUACCUGUAAUAGUUAAAUUUAUUCUUCAUUCUAUGAAGGCCACUGAAGCAACAGAGGUAAUUUCUGACCUUCGUAAGAAGCUGAAUCUGGAAUCAUGUGCUGCCCUUCCAAGUAUCCAGGCAUCUCAAAGCAAACUCAGCAGCAAGGGACAGUCAAGUCUAUCUGCAAGCCAAAUGAGUAUUAACAAGGAUUCUUUCAAGCUCCUUUUUGAUGUAUUAAAGUCGGCUCUUAAAUUUCAGAAGUGUGUAUUAGAAGGUUGGAUUAAGGCUAUUGAGAAUAUUCCUUCUGCCUCUGAUCAUAAGGUCCUGGAUAUGAUAAUGCUGUUAAUCAUCUAUGCUACAAGUACCAAAAACAAGAAGCAAAUUGAGAGAUUAUUGAAGAGUAAGAUUCAGUUGGGUUGUUUGCGAGAGCAGUUGCUGCAGAACGCCUUCCGAUAUCACUCACUGGUUAUGAGAGAUCUUUUUCCAGCAAUCUUGUCAGUUGCUGAGAGCUUUGUGAACUCAGUAGAUCCUUGUGUUGUCUCCUUCGGCAGCUGCAUGUACAAGCAAGCAUUCAUGGCUUUUGAUUCUUACUGCCAGCAGGAGAUUGUGGGUGCCUUGGUUACUCAUGUAUGUGGUGGCAACAAGGUUGAAGUGGAUGUUUCUCUGGAUACAUUAACUGAUCUUGUAUCUGUCCAUACCUCAUCAGUUAUUCCCUAUGUUGUCUUUCUGAAGAGCAUCUUGGACUAUAUGGAUAAUCUUGGUCCACAGCAAAUCCGGAAGCUAUUUCACAUCCUCAGCAUGCUGGCAUUUAGCCAGGGGCAUAGAAACAGCCACAUCCAGGAUGAUAUGCACAUGGUGAUUAGAAAACAGCUCUCAAGUACUAUCCCUAAAUAUAAACGUAUUGGGAUUAUUGGAGCAGUUACCAUGGUUGGCAGUAUGGCAGCCAAGAGGAGCAAAGAAAAUGGGAAAUUGCUGGAAAGGGAACAGCUGAGCAAGGAACAACACAGACAGAUUACAACUUUGCUGGAGCUUGUAUUCUCUUGUUGUGGACAGGUUCCUCAUGCCUUGGCUUUGUACUAUGACGAACUUGCCAACUUAAUUCAGAAAGGAAAUCUGGAUUUGCAGGUUCUGGCCUGGAUUAAGGACUAUGUGGUCCAAGACUUUGAGAGCGAUUUUGUCACAGAUCUUCACCAGAUAGAGGAUAGCACUUUCCCAUUUUCGGUGAAAGCUCUAUAUGGCUUGGAAGAUGGUGAAAGUCAGGAGGGUAUUGCUAUUAACUUGCUGCCCCUGUUAUCCCAGAGCUUUUCCACGAACCUGGAGGUAACAGCUGCGGAAAGCAAGGACAAAAGGCUAGUGUCUCCAGUAUGCUUGUCGCCCUUCUUCCGAAUGCUGAGGCUCUGCAUGUCAGAACUGAAUAAAGGGAGUAUGGAGGACAUUGAUGCCUUAUUAGUGUGUCCUUUAUAUCUGACUAACUUGGAGGUGACAGAAAAAAUAGAGUCCUUGUCAAAGGAAGAACGCGAGUUCCUUUGUUCUCUCUUAUUUCAUGCGGUGAACUGGUUUCGUGAGGUUGUAAAUGCUUUCUGCCGAGAAGAAGACGCUAAUAUAAAAGGAAAAGUUUUGACUCGGUUACAGAACAUUACGGAGCUACAGUGUACUCUGGAAAAAUGCUUAGCAGCAAGCCCUGGAUAUAUUCCUCCUCUUGCUAACUUUGAUUCUGAGACCUUGGAAGCUGCACCUGCUUUCAAUACCAUUUCUGUUAGUAAAAAAAAGAACAAAGGACAAAAAAGACUAAAAUCAGAUAGCAGCAAAAAAAGCUUUGGAGAUAAUUCACAAGUAGAUGAGAACUUGGAAAUAAUUCAAGCUGAAGCUGAGACAAGUCAACAAGAGAAAUCUAGCUCUCCAGAAAAAGAUCCCGCAACUCCUUUAAUACAGCUGCAGAAUUACAGUGCAUACUUCCGUGAAUUAGAUUUGGAAGUUUUUACCAUCCUUCAUUGUGGACUGCUGACCAAAUCUGUUUUGGACUCAGAGAUGCACACAAAGAUUCGUGAAGUAGUUCAGUUAGAGCCAACUGAGCUCUUGUUCCUUUUAGAAGAUUUGUACCGGAAAAUGGAACAUAUGUUAAUACCAGCUCCUGCAAGGAGACUCCCUUUCAUAAAGGGAAAAGGAAAUAAAAAUGCUGGAUUUUCACAUCUUUGCCAAAGUACAUCUCAAAAAGUGAUUGAGUAUGCUGCUGAACUUUUAAAGCCACUGUGCAAUCACAUAGAAAAUAUGCACAACUACUUCCAGACGCUGAUUACAGAGAACCAUGGUGUGAUUGAUGGACCAGGCGUCAAUAUUCAGGAACAUCAAUUAAUGUCAUCCUGUUAUCAGCGCUUAUUGCAAAUUUUUCACUUCCUGUUUGCCUGGAAUGGAUUUUCUCAGCAUGAGAACCAUGGCUUACUAAAAGCAAGUCUGCAUAUCCUUGCAUGCAGACUUAAGCCAGGAGAUAGAGAGCUUCCUCUUGAGGACCUACUCAGUCAGAGUUUCCAGUAUUUACUGAAUUUCCAGCACAGCAUUCCUAAUAUCUUCUGUGCAUUGAAUCUUACCCAGCUUCUGCUUGUCAUUGCUGAAAAAUCUGUGGCCAAUCCAAAAAGCAAAGAAAUAGUUUCCAUGACAAAAGGUUUCCUUUGCCAAUCUUGGAUGCAGCCAAGUGGAACUCGUCAGAAGGGCUCCCAAUUUAAUGAUGCUCUCCAUGCUUUACUGACUAUUUAUAUGGAAUAUACACAUGAUAUCUUGAAGGAGAUAGAAGACAUUUCAAGCACUGGUGUUCCAGAACUAAUUCGUUCUUCUAAAGAUGGAUACUCUUCUACUUACCCUACACUGACCAGACAAACUUUUCCCAUUUUCUUCCGGGUGAUGAUGACUAAAUUAGAGACUUCGAUAAGAAGCUUAUCUGCUGGAAAAUCAGAUUCAAGUGAGAUCCAAUUACAAAAGUUGUUACACUGGAACCUCGCUGUACGUGAUUUCCACAUCCUUGUUAAUUUGGUCAAGGUAUUUGACAGUCGUCCUGUACUCAGUGUUUGCUUGAAGUACGGUCGUCUGUUUAUAGAGACAUUUUUGAAGUCUGGUAUGCCUCUCUUGGACUACAGUUUUAAAAAGCACAGGGAGGAUGUACAGAGUUUGUUGAAAACCUUGCAACUGAGCACCAGACAACUUCAUCAUAUUUGUGGCCAUUCCAAGAUUCAUCAAGACACAGGUCUCACCAGUCAUGUACCCCUCCUAAAGAAGUCGCUCGAGCUAUUUGUUUACCGAGUGAAAGCAAUGCUGGCUCUCAAUCAUUGUCAGGAGGCUUUUUGGGUGGGCAUCCUCAAAAAUAGGGACUUGCAGGGAGAAGAGAUCCUUUCACAAGCAUCACAAGUAACCGAAGCAGAAGAGACAGAGAUGCCUACACAUUCUCGAACAGAUCCUGGAGAGGAAAAGGAAGAUUCAGAGACUGAAGAUACAGUGGAUACCAAUGAUAGUGAUGAAGACAGCUCUGAUUAGAAUGUGCUAUAAUUCUGGGUGAAACUUUUUGGCUUAGAUUACUGGAAUUUAUACCUAUAUCCCACGAAAUAUUAAAAUAAAUUGGAUGAGCCAAGGGCAGUAUUAUUUAUUUGCCUUUUAAUAAUCAACUCUUACUAUUACUUUGAAAAUGAAUAUAUUGAGCACUCUUUUUCUCCCCCUAUGCCUUUUUUUGCAUCUCCAUACGAUUCCCCAUAAGCAAAAAAUGACAUUUUACUUGAAGUGUUGUAAUCAACAUAAUUUUUUUAGGAAAGUUUACCAAUAGCUUUCCUGCAUUUAACAAUUGUGUAAGGAAAUGAUUCUAUUCAUAUUUAAUAAUUCACGUGGUUGGAUAUAAAAUAUAAAAUAAAUACAUUUAAAUUGACAUUUAUUUGUCUCAGGUGAAAGACAGGUGUUUAUAUUUGUGAUCCCAACAGAAUAUAAGAAGAAUUGGGGAUUAUAACAUUAAAAUAGUGGUGGGUUUAUAUAAUCUCACGAUAUAUUUUUUAAAUAAAAGCAAAAGCUGAUUUCCAUUCAUGUUUUUUAAUCACAUGUGAAGCAAACUUGCACAAUCAAGUACAGUGAAAUUUAGUGAUUCUGACAGCCUCCAAUUUUGUUUCUUGAAUCAAAAUAUUGCUAUAAGGAAACCUCUCCUUUUAAUUCCAUUUGAAGACUUUGUCUUGAGAGACGGCACAGGCUCAGAUUCGUUAGUCGGAAAUAGACUGACCACUUGAUAUCACUGGGCUAUCUUGGAAAUAAGAUAGGGUGGUGAUGCUUUGAAUUGCCAAGGAAAUUCGGAAUAAACAACGCGGGGGGGGGGGGGUCGUAACCAAAGAGUGGAAAGGUCUUGUGUCCUCCCGUCUUUUUGGAACUCAAGUCAGGUGCUCUUAAGGUUAGGAUUAGGGUUCCACCCCGGAAGAUUUGUUAUUGGCUACUAUUAUAAAAAUUUCACAGAAAGGACUACCUCUCCAGCCCGAACGAAGGAACCUGAGAGCCACAGCCCACAACAGUCGGGCACAGUUUGUAAUGUCAGCCUUUGCAAGCUACUUCCGGGUUUCAUUUCCUCCGGUAGCUCGUUGCAGCCAAUAGCGCUGCGGAGGUAGGAGCCGAGCUGCGCAUGCUCAAGAGUAGGAAAGGAAGCGGGCUGUUCCGGGGAGCGUCGUGCGCGCGCAGGCGUCCUCCCUUAUCGGUUGGGAAGCGGAGCUGCUGCCAGCUGGCUCGGCCAUGUCGAUCCAGGAAGACCCGGUCCAGCGCGAGAUUCACCAGGACUGGGCGAACCGCGAGUACAUCGAACUGAUCACCAGUUCCAUUAAGAAGAUCGCGGACUUCCUCAAUUCCUUCGACAUGUCCUGCCGCUCCCGCCUGGCCACGCUCAAUGAGAAGUUGACGGCGCUGGAGAGACGGAUCGAAUACAUCGAGGCCCGGGAGCUCAAGGAGAUGUAAAUAAUGCUCGUCCAAUUUUCCCCAUAACAGGCUGCACUGAGAGACAGUGGCCUAAAGUCAUUUGAUGGCUGAGCUUUUGUGGGUAACAAAGGGUGAAACAUUGACAUAGUGUGAAGCUGGCAAGAAGUCAACCUAGGGAGAAAAAAAGUGCAGCUGUUCGGAAAGCUGAUGAUCAGACUUCGGGUUUCUUCAUUAUUUAACAUGGAUGGGAGUUAACUCAUUUUUGCCCCUUGGGAAGCUGCCUCCUCCAUUUGGAGACUUUGUGUGGGUGAUUCCAACUGAAAUGGCUAAAUUGUACAACAGCAUGUUUAAUUAUGUGGUUUUAUACAAGCAGAUUCACACAGUUCUUGUCCUAUUGUGUCCCAUGUACACGCAGAACUCUGGCUCCACAACAGUUAAAUAUUGAUGGAACACAAUCUUAAUUUCUGGGAACACUGAUUAUUACUAUGAGUUAUUUUUGAGAAUCAGGAUGUUAGGGCUAUGCAUGGUGUGUGGCUCUUAUGGCUCGCUAUUGCUGCUCCAAGAUAUCAAGUAACCUAUUUGAAUAAAUGUGCAGUAUGUGUAGGGUGAGCUGGGCUGAGGGAGAACAUGUGCCAAGGGAGGGAUGACUCAGUUUUCUAAGUAUUUUGUAUUCUUUAAUGUAAUUUGAGAUGUCUUUUCCAUUUGUGUUCAACAAUAAAAUCACUUCUGCUUAA
Molecule: messenger RNA, 6588 nt
Organism: Thamnophis elegans (Western terrestrial garter snake)
Lineage: Eukaryota; Metazoa; Chordata; Lepidosauria; Squamata; Natricidae
Gene: FANCD2
Product: FA complementation group D2
Exons: 47
Coding region: 116-4453 (1445 amino acids)
Biological process (GO): interstrand cross-link repair; mitotic intra-S DNA damage checkpoint signaling; double-strand break repair involved in meiotic recombination
Cellular component (GO): condensed chromosome; nucleus
Molecular function (GO): DNA polymerase binding
Source: RefSeq, a predicted model, not a curated record